AUGACUGUCUCCAACCUCGUCAACACCCCCGCCCCGGGCAUCUCCUACUUCACCCCUGCCCAAAACCCCCCAGCUGGCACCGCCGCCAACCCUCAAACCAGCGGCAAGCCAGUCCCCAAACUCUUCCACCCUCUCACCAUCCGCGGCGUCACCUUCCAGAACCGCCUUGGCCUCGCCCCCCUCUGCCAAUACAGCGCCCAAGAUGGCCACAUGACGCCCUACCACAUCGCCCACCUGGGCGGCAUCGCCCAACGCGGCCCAGGACUCAUGAUCAUCGAAGCCACCGCCGUGCAACCCGAAGGCCGGAUCACUCCCCAAGACGUGGGCCUCUGGCAAGACUCCCAAAUCGCACCCAUGCGCCAAGUCGUCGAAUUCGCGCAUUCCCAGAACCAGAAGAUCGGCGUGCAGCUCGCCCACGCAGGUCGCAAGGCCAGCACCGUCGCCCCCUGGAUCUCCGGCACCGCCAUGGCCACCAAGGACCUGGACGGCUGGCCUGACCGCGUCCUCGGCCCCAGCGACAUUCCCUUCGCCGAUACCUUCCCUACGCCCAAGGCCAUGACCGCCGCAGACAUCACGCAGUUCAAGGCCGACUGGGCCGCUGCUGUCAAGCGCGCCAUCGCCGUCGGCGUCGACUUUAUUGAAAUCCACGGCGCCCAUGGUUACCUCCUCUCGUCGUUCCUGUCUCCUGCUGCGAAUAACCGCGUCGAUGACUACGGUGGCUCCUUCGAGAAUAGGAUCCGUCUGUCGUUGGAAAUCGCCCAGAUUACUCGUGAUGUCGUCGGCCCUAAUGUCCCUGUUUUUCUCCGCGUCAGUGCCUCUGAUUGGCUUGAGGAGACCCUCCCCGAGCAGAGCUGGAAUGUGGAGCAGACGGUCAAGUUCGCUCAGGCUCUGGCUGAUCAGGGCGCUAUUGAUCUCAUUGAUAUCAGUACUGGUGGCGUGCACGCCGCGCAGAAGGUCAAGUCGGGUCCGCUGUUCCAGGCCCCGCAUGCUUUGGCGGUUAAGAAAGCUGUUGGUGAUAAGUUGCUUGUGUCGGCUGUUGGUGCGAUCACGAAUGGUCGUCAGGCUAAUGAUCUCCUGGAGAAGGAGGGUCUGGAUGUGGCGCUGGUGGGGAGGGGGUUCCAGAAGGAUCCCGGGUUGACUUGGACUUUUGCUCAGCAUCUCGAUGUGGAGAUUUCCAUGGCGAGUCAGAUUCGUUGGGGAUUUACGAGACGUGGUGGACGCGAGUUCAUUGAUCCGAGCGUUUAUAAGCCGUCGAUUUUUGAUGCUUAA
Aspergillus sclerotioniger CBS 115572 is the source of this 1269-nucleotide messenger RNA. RefSeq names its product NADH:flavin oxidoreductase/NADH oxidase. The record is from RefSeq and is a predicted model, not a curated record. Gene Ontology annotation, cellular component: intracellular anatomical structure. NCBI's taxonomy places the organism in Eukaryota, Fungi, Ascomycota, Eurotiomycetes, Eurotiales, Aspergillaceae. Gene Ontology annotation, molecular function: NADP binding; FMN binding; NADPH dehydrogenase activity. The transcript has 2 exons. The coding region runs from base 1 to 1269 and encodes 422 amino acids.